AUGGAUUCUCAAAUAUGUAGGAAAAUAUCGUGCAUUUUGUACAGGAACCCAGUAUCUGUAUUUGGUGGGUUCGUUCAGUUUCAAACCAAAUAUGUAACAGAUGAAGUGAGCAUGCAAGAUAUGUUUUCAAUGUACUUGGAAACUCGCUCACAGAUAUCAUUCAUCGAGCUGUAUAUUGAGUUUGAGCAGUCGGAAGCAGAUCAGAAUAUUGAGCUGGAAAAUUAUAAUAGUGAUAGUGAGGAGGAGUUCGAAAGUAAUUAUGAAUGCCUUGAUCCGGGUGGAGAUGGAGAUCAGGCCGACGAUACUAUGCAGGUAGAUGUGGCCGAUGUGGCAAAUGCACUAGUAAACCAGCAUCUGUUUGUGGAGUCUACUUUCAUGCGCUCGUUGGAUUUGGAGGCCAUGCAUACACCGGAAUUUCCUGAGUAUAUGAAUGCAGAGUACAUAAUUUCUGGUGUGAAUGUAGCAGAGCUUCCUGUUGUAGUGGAUGGUGAAUUUAUCGUGGGGAUGGAAUUCAGUUCUAGGGAAGCAGUGAUUAAGGCGAUGAAAGAUUAUACAAUCCGUCGAGGCGUGGAUUAUCGGGUGUACGAGUCGGAGCCAACAACAUUCUAUGCUAAAUGUACGCAGUAUGGUGCUGGUUGUGACUGGCUGAUCAGGGUGAGUAAGAUGUUCAAAAAGUACUGCUGGGAGAUAAGGAGGUACAAUGGUAGUCACACGUGUACUCGAGCAACCAUUUGUCAAGAUCAUUCCAAAUUGGGUUCCGACACAAUUGCAGAAGCAAUUAAGCCGUUGGUAGAAGUUGACCCAUCUAUAAAGGUAAAAUCAGUCAUUGCGGAGGUACAGUCGAAGUUUAAUUACACCGUAAGUUAUCGCAAAGCUUGGUUAGCAAAGCAGAAAGCAGUGGAGUCAAUUUUCGGCGGAUGGGAAGCUUCGUAUGAAGCUUUGCCCAUAUGGUUUGAGGCCAUGUGUCAGAAAGAGCCAUCAGCGGUCGUUCAUUUUGAAACAAUGCCUGCGUACCAGGGUGAUGACUUGGUUCCUGACAUCCGUGUCUUACAUCGAGUCUUCUGGAGUUAUUACCCUUGUAUUAGAGCAUUCCGACAUUGCAAACCAAUAGUGCAGGUAGAUGGAACUCAUUUGUAUGAAAAAUAUAAAGGUUGUCUGUUGGUGGCAGUAUCUCAGGACGGCAACAACAAUAUUGUGCCCAUUGCAUUUGCGAUAGUGGAGGGAGAGACCUCUGACGCGUGGCACUUUUUUCUCAGUAACUUACGACAGUAUGUGGUGACGCGUGACAGUGUGAGCCUUAUAUCCGACAGACAUGAAUCCAUCAACUCAACUAUUGUUCGGAGUAACGGAGCCUGGUCUCCUCCUAGGGCUUACCACAUGUUUUGUAUCAGGCAUAUAGAGUCGAACUUCCUGACAAAGUUCAAGGCUCCGUACUUGCAGAAGCUUAUCGUCAACAAAGGAUAUUCGAGGACGGUUCGGGAGUACGAGAUACGUUAUCAGCGAUUGCGUGAACGUGGUGAGGCGUACAGUAAUUGGCUAGACAGGAUACCGUGCGAGCAGUAUGCCUUGGCAUUUGAUGAUGGAUACCGAUGGGGUCAUAUGACAACUAAUCUGGUGGAGUGCAUCAACUCGGUUUUGGAAGGAGCGCGCAAUCUCCCAGUCACUGCACUUGUUAAGGCAACGUUUUACAGGCUUAAUGAGUUGUUCACACGAAAAAGAGCUGAGGCUGAGGCUCGUAUUAAUGCUGGACAUGUGUUCUCUGAGAUUGUGACUACUAAAUUACAUGCAAAUCAGCGGGCAUCGGGAAACAUCCAGGUUAGUUGCUUUGAUAGACAGAAUGAGGUAUUUGAGGUACGUGAGAUGCCUACUGGAGUGGAGUACGCAGUCGACCUACGUCGAAGAGUAUGUGACUGUGGUGAAUUCCAGGUGGAUCGCAUUCCGUGUCGACAUGUAUUUGCUUGUUGUGCAAAUCAGCGACUUGAUUGGCAGGUGUACGUUCAUGAAGUAUACAAGAUGGACCAAAUUCGAAGAGUUUACAGGGCUAGGUUUAGGCCACUGGAAAAUCCGACAACGUGGCCUAUUUAUACUGGACCUCGUUUCGUGGGCAAUCCGUUUCUUAGACGUGUUGCCAAAGGUCGGCCAAAGAUGACCCGCUUCUUGAAUGAGAUAGACACUCGGAUGCUGCGUGCGCCGAGGCGCUGUAAGCAAUGUGGGGCCGAGGGCCACAGCCGUAGCAGAUGUCGUCAACGUGGUAGUGCAAGUGCAGAUCCAGCCACAUGA
Arachis duranensis is the source of this 2280-nucleotide messenger RNA. RefSeq lists its product as uncharacterized. Lineage: Eukaryota; Viridiplantae; Streptophyta; Magnoliopsida; Fabales; Fabaceae. The transcript is spliced from 3 exons. The record is from RefSeq and is a predicted model, not a curated record. Gene Ontology annotation, molecular function: zinc ion binding; nucleic acid binding. The coding region runs from base 1 to 2280 and encodes 759 amino acids.